This is a messenger RNA of Cygnus atratus (black swan), 5193 nucleotides long. RefSeq names its product BRCA1 interacting helicase 1 (gene BRIP1). Gene Ontology annotation, biological process: double-strand break repair involved in meiotic recombination; nucleotide-excision repair. Gene Ontology annotation, cellular component: nucleus. The record is from RefSeq and is a predicted model, not a curated record. The coding region runs from base 198 to 4016 and encodes 1272 amino acids. Lineage: Eukaryota; Metazoa; Chordata; Aves; Anseriformes; Anatidae. Gene Ontology annotation, molecular function: DNA binding; ATP binding; hydrolase activity, acting on acid anhydrides, in phosphorus-containing anhydrides. The transcript is spliced from 20 exons.
AUUGGCUCUACCCGUGCGGCGCGGGGCGGGGGGGAGCCGCUCAGUGUGCGGCUCGCCGAGUGGCGGCUCGGCGCCCUUCCCUUGCAGCCCAUUGGCGGGCGGGGCCGAGCCGCGCGGGAGGCGGGAAGCGGGAGGCUGCCGGGGGCGGCCUCGCCUGAGUUAUAAACCUGAAAUAAGCAGGGGAAAAAAAAGCGGCAAUGUCUUCUGAUGUGUCAGAAUAUACUAUUGGGGGAGUGAAGAUUAUAUUCCCUUGCAAGGCUUACCCUUCACAGCUUGCUAUGAUGAAUGCUAUAGUUAAGGGCUUAAAUAGCAGGCAACACUGUUUGCUGGAGAGCCCCACAGGAAGCGGCAAAAGUUUGGCAUUACUUUGUUCUGCAUUAUCGUGGCAGCAGUCUAUGUAUGAGAAAUCACUGCUUAAAUCGUCAUGUGAAAAGGAAGACAAAGAGCCAGAAGCCUUACCACUGUGUCGCUGUACGUGUCAUUCCCAAUCGGAGAGCAGUGAGGCUGCUACAAGUGUGAAUCAUGGUGCUUCUUGUUCUUCUAAUAAUUAUGAAACAGAAAGUUCCAUAAAAACUGGAAGCCUGCAAACAAACACAGGAUGCAUGGAAAGCAAUACCCUAGCUUCAAAAUUGUCUGCCAAAAAAAGGGCAUCUCUAUGCGAAAGUGAGAGUGAUGAUUUUCAAGUAGACAGGAAAAGGAUUCGUCCUUUAGAAACUGAGCAACAGGUUAGAAAACGGCAUUGCUUUGCAAAGGGAGUCCAGCUAGUUGAUGCUUUAGAAGUUUAUAAUCAGAGAAAAAAUGGGGAGCUGAUUGUUCAUUCUGAAAAAAGUGUGAAAAACCUUACUUUUUCUCCCAAACCAUCUGUCAGCUCUUGCACUGAGUGUUCCUGUUCUUCUGGAAAAGAAGCUCAUAAAGAUGCUAGCAACACAAAGAAGAAAGACAAAGGAGAUCAGUUGUUCGUUCCCAAGAUAUUUUUUGGAACACGAACACACAAACAAAUAUCCCAGAUUACCAGAGAGUUGAAGAGAACAGCGUAUUCCAGUGUCCCUAUGACAAUUCUUUCUAGCCGGGAUCAUACCUGUAUUCAUCCAGUGGUGUCUAGUAGUAGUACUAACAGGAAUGAACUGUGUGUAGAAUUACUGGAAGGAAAACAUGGCAAGUCCUGUCCUUACUAUCAUGCUGUUCAUAAACUCAGUGAACACCAUGCCCUACAGUCCGCACAUAACCUGUACCAAGCUUGGGACAUUGAGGAUCUAGUCAGCCUGGGAAAGAAGCUUCGUGCCUGUGCAUAUUUUGCAGCCAGAGAGCUCAUGGUGGGAGCAGAUAUUGUAUUUUGUCCUUAUAAUUAUCUCCUAGACCCACAGAUACGGGAGAGUAUGGAAAUUAACCUAAAAGGCCAAGUAGUCAUUUUAGAUGAAGCCCACAAUAUUGAGGACUGUGCUCGGGAGUCAGUAAGUUUCAGUGUUACAGAAAGUCAACUCAGAGCUGCUCGAGAAGAGCUAGAUUCCAUGGUCAAUAACAACAUUAGGCAGAAGGAUCAUGAGCAUCUACGGGCUGUGUGCUACUCUUUGACAAACUGGUUAAAGGAGAGCUCUAGCCAACUUGUAGAAAGAGGGUAUGAAACUUCCUGUAAGGUUUGGAGUGGAAAAGAAAUGCUGAACAUUUUGCACAAAAUGGGAAUAACCAAUAUUACGUUUCCCAUUUUACAGAAACACCUUUCAGCUAUCUUGGAAAAAGAAGAAAAAAUAUCAAUGUUUGGUAGAGAGGAGCUUAUUGAGAUACCGGUUGUGAGCCCUGCCACACAGAUUGUGCUAAAAGGCUUAUUCAUGGUUCUUUUAUGUCUUUUUAAAGAUAAUAGCAGGUAUGCGGAUGACUACAGAGUUGCUCUACAACAAACGUAUACUUGGAUGAAUGAAAACCAGCCUGAUGUUUCAGAUUCCAGUGCCUUCUUUACAAAUACCAAACAGAAAAGGAAAGCGCGUCAUAAAACUGUAGUCCACAUGCUUAAUUUUUGGUGCUUGAAUCCUGCUGUGGCUUUUUCAGACUUAAAUGAUGUCAGAACAAUUGUUCUGACAUCUGGUACGCUCUCUCCAAUGGAUUCAUUUUCUUCAGAACUUGGUGUGAAGUUUUCUAUUCAGCUGGAGGCAAAUCAUGUUAUUCGGAACUCGCAGGUUUGGGUUGGCACCAUUGGAGCAGGCCCAAAUGGUCGGAAGCUGUGCGCCACAUUCCAACAUGCAGAGACCUUUGAGUUCCAAGAUGAGGUGGGAGCACUUCUGCUUGCAGUGUGUCAAACAGUUGGCCAAGGAAUUUUGUGUUUUUUGCCAUCCUAUAAGCUUUUGGACAAAUUAAAAGAUCGCUGGAUGCAUACUGGCUUAUGGAGAAACCUGGAGCUGGUUAAAACAGUCAUUGCAGAGCCUCAAGGAGGAGCAAAGAGUGACUUUGAUGAAUUGCUGAAAAUAUACUAUGAUGCAAUCAAAUGUAAAGGAGAAAAAGAUGGAGCACUCCUUAUAGCUGUAUGCAGAGGAAAAGUUAGCGAAGGCUUGGAUUUCUGUGAUGAGAAUGCCCGAGCAGUUGUAACCAUAGGUAUUCCGUUUCCAAAUGUGAAAGACCUUCAGGUUGAAUUAAAGAGGAAGUACAAUGACCAGCACAAAAAUUCGAGAGGCCUUUUACCAGGGAGUCAGUGGUAUGAAAUUCAAGCUUACAGGGCUCUGAACCAGGCCCUGGGAAGGUGUAUACGACAUAGGAGUGAUUGGGGUGCUCUUAUUCUAGUUGAUGACCGCUUCCGGAAUAACCCUAACAAGUACAUAACUGGAUUAUCUAAAUGGAUUCGCCAACAAGUCCGGCAUCAUGAAAAUUUUGGUAGUGCACUUGAAUCCUUGCAAGCAUUUGCUAAAAGAAACCAGAAAGGCAUUGAUUGUUCAUCACCGUGUAGUAGUGAAUUUCUCCAUGUACCUUCAAAUUCAAACGUGUCAUCAGCUUCUCAACAGGAGGCAACUAUUCAGCUGUCACCAGAUGUUCCUGUUAAAAGUGAGGAGCAAAAUUUGGUCCCAGAUACUCAUUUUACUACACCCAUCAACUCAAUUAAUCCUGCGACAUCAAAUCAGUCCAGUAAUAUCACGGCGGCAAUGAAACAAAGUGGCCAGAAAGUUGAUGUAGAGAGUCAUUCUCACAAUGCAACACAAAGAAGAAAACAUAUGGACUCCACACCCAAAACGCCUGCAACUAAAAUAAAGAGAGCAAAAAAGAAUGAUUGGACUAAUUCUGGUUUUAUGAAAGAACACUGCUGCUUUAAACCACUGACUUCAACGCCUUUGCCUGUAGCUGCAAACUGCAUGUCCACAGCAAGCAGCAAACAAAAGAAGAAUGUGAAUAGUGCUAGUGAACUUAUUGAUGGUGUAAAUCAAUGCCAGUCAUCGUUCAUUUCAGAACAUAAACGAAGUGUACCAGAAUCACAUUUGGAAACAACUAAUUUUUCAGUUAAAAAUACUGAGGCUCCAGUUGCUGAGGAGCAUCUUCAUGAGCUACAGCUUCAAAUUGAGCCCUGCAGUGAGCUUCCUUCUGUAGGAGGGAAAUCUGAACUUCCAAUGUUAAAUGCAUCUGCAGAAGCUGAGGAUGAGGAUGAGAGCAUCUACUUCACACCAGAACUCUAUGAUGAUGUAGAAUCAGAGGAACAGGAAAUCAGACCUCUAGAUCUAACCUGUAAUACAAAUGAGAAUCUGAGUGAAUGUGGAACAUCCACAGUAGCUAGUGAUCUUUUUGUAAUCAACACCUCAAAAACACUAACUGUAACAAAAGAAAUGGUUAAUGAUGAUGACAGAAACACAAGUUUACAUGGAAUAAUGCAAAACGGUGGGAGUAAGAAUAGUGCAGUUGAUGUUGUAAAGAUGACUAGUGGAACAGAAGCAGAGCAGAUAGAAUCUCAAGAGAUGGACACCAAAAAACGGAAAAUCAGUCUUUCCAGAUCACGAAAUAAAGGUGUGUCAUCCUUUUUAUUGGACAAUACUAGCACACAGUGACAGCCUCUAUGGGAAAUGUAGUGAGCAGCCUUUAUAACGUAGCCUCACUAUAGAGCAGUAAUGGCAUUCUAGUUAACAUCUAAAAUAUGCAACUAUCAAGCUCAAUCAUUCAUUUUAUGUUUUUGUUUUUUACUGUGCAAGCUAUGCAACAUGCAGUUAUCUGUAGAUAUAAUUCAGAUUCUUCACCCUAACACUGUGGUCAAAGGACAAACAUCAUGUGUGGAAAUUCUGAAUAGAAGCCCAAAUAAUUCUACUUGUCAUUGUAGGGUGAAGAGAAGAUUCGUCUAUUACAGAGUUAAUUAGUCUGCCAUUAAAUGCAAACAGUUGAGUUUACAUCAGAAAGCAAAAUAUCAAUAUAAAAAAAAAUUAUUUGCAUUUCUUAUGAUUUUUAUUAAAUGUGUAUAACAGCAUCUUUGCAGAUCAAGUAACAUGAUAGAUUAAGAACGAAUACUGAAAUAGAUAAGUUCUUCAGUACUUGUUUCCCUCAAAUUUCUUUUGUCAAAAUGAGCAUAUCAGAGGCUGUGUAAUAGCAGUAUUCGAGCACUUGCCUCUCAUCAUCAUCAUCAAAUAUCUUCUUAAAUAGUCUUUCUUUGUUUUAUAUAAAAGUUGAUUACUCUUUUAAAAUUUCUUUUCUUUUGUUUCUUUUGGUUGGAUUCUGUAUGUAUUCGUUUCAAAACAGUACUCAUCUGCCCUUCAAACACAUUUUCUAUGCCAUAUAUAACAAUGUAAAUUUGUACAUAAUGGACUUUAAAUCUGCCUCAGUGUACUCUUUUUUUUUUUUUUGGAGCAUUUUAAACAUUUCUUUGAUUUACUGCAAUCAAAACGUAAGCCAGGGUUUUGCUGUAAUAAAGCAUUAUGCAUGAUUUUCAAGAAAAGAUUGUUCAUUUCCAUCAUAUAUUAAUAUGCAGAUGCAGGAUUUUUGCAAUCUUAAGAUUGAUUUAUAGGUAUUUGUAUAUUCUGAAUGAGAGCUGAGGUGAAAUUGUUCACCGGUCAUUUUCUCUAAGAGUUCAUCUAAAUAACAUUCUGUGACCAUCUCUGCAGAACUGUGAAUGUGUUCUUAUCAAAAUUAUUUAAAUUGUAUCCCUUUGCACAAUAAAUAGACCUUUAUAAAAAUAGAUCCUGUGUUUGCAAGCAUGGCAAGAAUAUUGUUAAAUUUCUCUAACAAGCAUUUUUUUGC